Messenger RNA from Papilio machaon (common yellow swallowtail), 2967 nucleotides. RefSeq names its product protein phosphatase 1 regulatory subunit 12C (gene Mbs). The transcript is spliced from 18 exons. The record is from RefSeq and is a predicted model, not a curated record. Gene Ontology annotation, molecular function: phosphatase regulator activity; protein kinase binding; enzyme inhibitor activity. Gene Ontology annotation, cellular component: cytoplasm. Bases 305 to 2794 code for a protein of 829 amino acids. Lineage: Eukaryota; Metazoa; Arthropoda; Insecta; Lepidoptera; Papilionidae.
GUCUGAUUGACUUACUUAUUUUAAAGUUAUUCUCGUAAUGGCUGCCACGCUCAACCCGUAGUGUAUUGGUUAUAUGAUCAAAAUUAAAGUGCAUCAGUGUGAUUUUUUAGUAAUUUAGCGUGUAUUUUAAACAAUGAGCGCGUGUAAACUGUUUUCGUAGAAAUCUCCAUAGAACGAAUGUUAUAAAACUUUUUGCCAAUAAUUAUGUACUCGGCAUUUAUGAAAUACAUUUAAAAAGACUUUUAUAUAUCACCUUUUAAACUAAAUCUGGUUAUAAAUUGUCAACUGCUUUGCUGUUACAAACAUGGAUUCAAGGUCGUCAUCAGCUCUGUUCAAAAGAGCCGAACAGUUAAAAAGGUGGCAAGAAUCGGAUACCAACAAACAGUCAUCUAAACCGAGAUACGCGGCGAGGAUACAUUUUUCAACUGGCACUGUAUUUCUAGCAGCAUGUAAAGCUGGAGAUAAAGAAGAAAUUCAGAGACUUUUAAACAUGGGCGCUGACAUCAAUACACCAAAUGUAGACGGCCUUACGGCCUUGCAUCAAGCGUGCAUUGAUGAUAAUAUGGACAUGGUGGAGUUCCUAGUGAGCCACGGCGCAGAUGUGAAUCGACGGGACAACGAGGGCUGGACCCCCUUACACGCCACAGCGUCUUGCGGGAUCGACAGCAUCGCGAGGUUCCUGAUCGAGAACGGGUCGGACGUGGCUGCUGUAAAUUAUGAUGGAGAGCUGCCUAUCGACCUCGCGGAAAUCCCUGAAAGCAUGCGCGUACUGCUAAGACAGGCAAUAGAGUCUCAAGGUAUUGAUUGUGAAAAAUGUCGUAAAGCCGAGUCGACAGCUCUAUUAAUGGACGCGAGGCAAUGGGCAAAAAAUGGAUACGUGGAAGUGCGUGACCCGAAAACAGGAGGAACUCCCUUACACGUGGCCGCCGCUAAAGGUUACUUAGAAGUGGCUAAAAUCCUUCUGGAGGAAUGCAAGAUUGAUGCAAACUGCGUUGAUUACGAGGGAUGGACCCCGCUGCAUGCAGCAGCACUGUGGGGACAAAAAGAAGUGGCGACUCUUUUAAUCAAUUAUGGGGCAAAACUUGACAUCAAGAAUUAUUCAGGACAAACCUGUGUGGAAGUAGUAGAUCCUAAAAUCUCCUCCUGGUUGAAAGAAGCGGCCAUGACUGCGCGUCGCAAGCUGCUUAUCGCAGACAACACCAGGCCAAGAAGUGGCAGCUUUAGGCGCGUUCCGCCAAAUUCUGCUGAAGAGCCCCGAGCGGAGAGCAUUGUUAAUGGGCAAACAAAUUCAAAUAACACUACUACGACCAACGAUGUCACUAUAAGACGCACGCACAGCUUUGAAAACGACAAGAGCUUCACUCAGCGUUACCGCAACGUGACUGAACGCGUUAAAGCAUCAUCGUGUUCAUCCAUACCGCCCAUGUCGCUGCAGUCUAGGCCGCCCUCAUCAUCCGUCGAAGUUAAAAGAAAAACUAUCAAAAUUAACAGCUCGGCAGGGCAUACUAACAAGGAUGUCCAAAACAGUAACAAGGAAAAGAGUGAUACGGCGGAAACCAAUACCAACAACCCGCGAGUCGAUGCCUCCUUCGGAACUGUUAGGAGAAACUCAUCCGAGAGCGUUGAGUCGAACACUAGCGAAUCGACUCCGAGUUCGACCACUCCAACUAAACUGUCGCCAGGCAACAUAUUCAAGAAUUUCUUCAAGACGUUCGUGCCGCCUGUGCGAGAUGACGAGAGUGAAACCCAAAGAAAGGCGCAUGCGAAACGCGUGCGCGAGACGCGGCGUUCCACUCAGGGGGUCACACUAGACGAGAUAAAAUCCGCAGAGCAACUUGUGAAAAAUAAAAAUAAUGCCACAGUUGAAGCCUCAACAUCAAAUGCGACCCUAUCACAAAAAUCUGACAAUUCACUUGCUAAUGUUAACGCACACAGCGAAUUGAGAGGCGCGAGGGCCGCCGGCGAUGUGGCGGUUGCAUGUAGCGUGGCGCUGGCGUGCGCGUCCGCGCCUGCCUCCGCCACCGCCUCCGCCACGGCCGCGGCAACUAUCGCCGCACAUGGCGAUCGUCGCCCCUCGUGGCGACUGCGCCUCGACCCCGUCCACAAGGAGGACGGUGAGGCGAAUGCGGCAAAGGUGACAACAACAGGGCCAUCUCAAGCUGCAGCUGAGGCCACAGUGUUUGUGCGCCGGACGCUGGCAUCCAGUACAUCAACACUGAACAGAACAGAAGACGACAAGGAGACUGAGAAAAGAGAGAACGAGGCUACGGAGAGCGUGAUGUUGGGUAGCGAUCUCGGAUCUUGUACCGUACCCUCGCCAGCAACUCAGACCGUACAAAACAUGAUUCAGCGCCGCCGCAGGUCGAAACGCCGCUCUACUGGUGUCGGACAAGUAGACUUUGAAGAUUCUAUCAACGACCGAGGUGCAGGCGGUGAUGGUGACGAAGAAAACGUCGAUAAAAACGAACCAUCAAAUUCGGAACAACGGAAUGAGGAAGAAGAAAUAAAUUACAAAAAGUUAUAUGAGGAAGCCAUGGUCGAAGUGAAACAAUUACAGGCGCAGCUGACAAAAACUGAAAAUAAACUAUCGGAAGCUGAAUCAAUAAUAACAGAAUACGAAAAGAGGAAUGCGAGUCUAUCUGAGUUGGAAAAGAGAGAGAAACGAGCUAUGAUCAGGAAGUUGUCUGAGAUGGAAGAGGAGUUGAAGACGUUGGCCAUUGUACAAGUGGAGACUCAGCGUUUGAGAGACGAGAAUUCAGCCCUUAUUCGAGUCAUAAGCAAGUUGUCAAAAUGAGGCUCUCUCCUUGUGUCCCUCCUCUUCGCUCCCCGCCGGACCAGCUCGAAGUACGGCACAAGAAUACAAUAUGUGCUACGCUGUCCUGUUUUAACGACGUGUAAAUAAUACCAUUUAAGUAACAAUUUAUUUAUAAUGUGUUUUUAGUUAUAGUUUUAUGAAUAUAAUGCAUG